Penicillium cataractarum is the source of this 495-nucleotide messenger RNA. RefSeq lists its product as uncharacterized. The transcript has 5 exons. NCBI's taxonomy places the organism in Eukaryota, Fungi, Ascomycota, Eurotiomycetes, Eurotiales, Aspergillaceae. The record is from RefSeq and is a predicted model, not a curated record. Bases 1 to 495 code for a protein of 164 amino acids.
AUGCGCAUCGCAGAUGAGGAACAGGAAUUGGCACGAAGAAUAUGGCUACAAGACCUUGCCAACACUCUACCAGACGACUGCCAACUCGACGGCUUCGAUCUCUCCGAAUCAAUGUUCAAAGACAUCAUCAUUCCCUCGAAUGUGUCAUUCUAUCAACAUAAUCUGCUAGAGCCCUUUCCAACCGAGUUCCUCGGGCAAUACGAUGUCGUCAAUGCCCGUGCAUUAGUGGUUGCAUUAUCCCAUGACGAAUGGGAACCUGCACUUCGCAAUUUGAUAUUCUCCGUUCCGGGUGCGACGAAUGGCCACGUUCCUGCCAAUGCUGAACGUCUCAGUGCUGUCCUCGAAGGAAUUCAGAACUUCAUGAUUGCUGCGCUAAAAAUUCGCAAAUUCGAUUCGAUUGACUCGGUUGAUCAAGUCAUGGAAAUGAGAAUGGCGGCGGAGAAGGAUUUGCUUAUUUCGGCUGCUGGUUCAGUUACAAGGUUUAUGUGGUGGUAG